AUGUCGGUUGUAUGGGAACUGACAAACAAGGUGACUCAAGCGGCUAUUGCAGCAAGUUCACCAAACGCUGCUACUCCAGCUGUUUUUGCAAAUAAAGCCUUGACAGAGAAUGUCAACAAUUGUUGGGAGUAUAUUGCCCAACUCUUUGCUAUUACCCAGGCGCAUUUAAAAGAUGCCGCAUCCUAUCAGCAGUUUCACCAUAUGGCCAAUGAGGUCGAUGCGCACAUUGACAAAAUGAUCGGAUUGGCGGAAAUGAAAAUGCUGCUAUUCGAUCCUCAAGGCACAGUCGACGAAGCGGUUCUACUGGCAAAAGAGCUUGAUGGCGAUCAUGUCGAACUGGCUCGUACUUGGGAACAGACGUGCCAACUCACUGAAAUGGCGCGCCAUCUGAAGCCAGUUCAAAAUCGACUAGCACGAGUGGUCUGUGGUCGAACGGUGGAUAAGUCCCCCGAGAUGGCUCAAGAUAUUGUCAUGGUGAAGGCUCUCAUCAGCUUCUCGGGUCCUGAUUUUGCUAUUCGAAAGGGCGAGGAGAUGAUCCUCAUGAAAAAUGAAAAUCCCAAUUUCUGGAGCGUAAAGACAACUUUUGGUGAACGUGAAGUACCUUCCGUUAUCUUUUCGAUCAUUGGUCCAAAUCAGGAGGAAGUCUUCAAGGCAAAUAGUCUUCAAAGGAAAUGUGUUUCUAAUUGGAAGCGGGUACUGGAACGCAACAAAGGCAGACUCGUCAAAUACUACACCAAACUCUUGGAGCAAUACUGCCAAAAUGAGGCCAUUUACUUCGCUCACGAAGACGCGAUGAACGAUUUCCUUGAUGAUUUAGACUCCAUCCUUAUUGCAACCAAUUACGACAGUGGGAUUCUGCAUCGUGCAUAUGAAAAAUUCAUCAACACCCUCAUGCUACUCUCACCCAAUCGGCGACCUCCACGUGGAGCAAUAUCACUAACCGAACAGGAUAUUAGGGCGCUUCGUGCACCUCUACGUCGUGUACUCAACCAAGCAGUCCAUGUGGAUCAAGUCCAAUCUCGGGUUUCGAUGAGUGCUGAAGAGGUUCAGCGCUACUUAAAAUCUGUUGAAGACGAGAGACAAAACAUCUUCAAGGAGAUCUCUAGAAUGGAAAAAUUACAAAAAGAAAAGGAAAACCAGCUUAAGAGCCUCCAACAACGAAUGACUUCAUGGAAAACGAAGCGACAAGCUUUUGAUCGAGCCAUUGGUGACUACAGCAUGGAACCAUUGGAGGAUAUAAUGAAAAACUUCCCUUCAACUCCUUUUUCCAAACUCCGUGUGGUUGAAAAUGACUACCGAUCAGGUGGAGAUCAUUACGAGAUGAAUUUAGAUGACGCUUCGUCAAGUGAGACCCAAUCUUCUUAUUACGGUAAAGUUGCCAAACAAAUUGUCACCUCGAACGCGCGAUCAAAAGCAAAUGGAGUUACUUUCGUUGGUGAGGUCAUAAAAGAUGGGCAAGGCGGAGGAAAAGUGUGGAGUGGAAAUGCCUCUAUUCUAAAGAGAAGCGCUAGCACAAAUGACCUUCAAACUCAAAUUCUUCGUGUCACAAUGAAUACGGGAGUUCAAUACGACCAAGAGGACCACAAACUUGUUUUUGAUAAUAUCUCUGAGUUGAGAAAAAUUGAUCAACCGAUUAGUACAGCUGAUGUGCAAUCUCAAAUUCUAAGAGUAACAAGGAAUGCCACUUCUCAAGUUGGAGUUCGUGUUGCUCCACAAGCGAUUGACCUCUCUCGUGUAGAUAUUGGUAAUCUUGGAUUGGAAGUGAUGAAUAAUAAGGAGACUGAAGGUCUAGGUUUCAGAGUCGGCGAAGUUCUCUGCCCAGUAUCGGUUGGCACAUCAGUGAAUCUCUAUGAGGGUCCAGGCGUGCAAAUUUUGGGAAUAAAUGAUGUGGAUUCCUUGAAUUUGGAACUGAGAAAUGCAGUAGCCCAUGCCACCAAAGACUCCCAUCGAGGACUCAAAAUUCGUGAUGUCCAAUCCCAGAUUAUUACCAGAACAAGCAGCGAAUCUGCCUGGACUGAAACGCAGGGGUCCUCUGAAGUUCAAACACAGAUAGGAGUUAUGAGCAGAACUGCAGCUAUACAAGCAGUAGCCAAGAUGGGAGUUGUCAAUAUUCCUUCACACAACCAAAAGAACAGGGUUGUCGAAGGAACAUCGACCACUUUCUGUCUUCUUCCCGACAAGGAAUCCACAGGAACAAUGAAUAGUGAAGUAGCAACUUCGGAUGUAAUGACUCAGAUCUCUUGUAUUUUGCACUCUCGUGGAAUUCAUUCCGAUCUGCAGACCUAUCUCUCGGAAUAUAAGAAAAGGAGUAGUCUCUCAGCAACGUCCGACUUGGGUGAGCAAAAUGUUGAAUUUCAAUGGGAAAAA
This is a messenger RNA of Rodentolepis nana, 2367 nucleotides long. Lineage: Eukaryota; Metazoa; Platyhelminthes; Cestoda; Cyclophyllidea; Hymenolepididae. The record is from the annotation of a GenBank genome assembly.